Molecule: messenger RNA, 449 nt
Organism: Caenorhabditis angaria
Lineage: Eukaryota; Metazoa; Nematoda; Chromadorea; Rhabditida; Rhabditidae
Source: the annotation of a GenBank genome assembly
AUGAAUUAUUGCAGCCCGAUUUCAGUUCUUCCCAAUGAUUCAAACCAACACAACUUCAUUGCCGCUGUGACCAAAUUGAUAAACGAAUCCGAAGCCAGAAAAAGAAUGAAUAAUGCCGAAAUUGACGAAAAACUUGCCGAAUCAAUUGAGUUGGAAAAGAAGAAAUAUAAGAAGAGUUUGAAAAUGGACAAGGAUUUCGAACGUAGGUCAAUUUUUUGAUGCUCAAGUUGGAUUUGACCCAAAAUGAAGCACCUCCUUUACAGAAAUCGAGACGAUAAUGGGAGAAUGGGAGAAAGAUUCGGUUGGAGAAAAUGUUGGCGCCAAGUGGCCUAGUAAGUUUAGUUUCUCCAAAUUUUAAUGAAAAGUCGUUUUUUUUAGAAAUGAUCUCUGAAAUUUUGGCUGUUGUGAAGGAACACGCAAAAGAAGAGACCACAAGUUCUGGUCAAUAG